GAGCUCGACGCGCGGUGCUGCAGCCUGUGCGGUCGCAGAGAGGAGGACUCUGGGCUCCGGUUCGUACCUCUCCAAAUGCCACCGGACACCGACAGCGGCCUCGGACCGGACGGACAUCAGCGGCGGGACCGCGACGCACGCGACUCACCGGGAACAUGGCGGCGGGAACAACAACCUGCUCGGUACCGGAUCGACGAUAAAUCAGAGGAACGACGCGGUUGGCGGGCUGGCAACGGAGGAGCAUCACUUAGCACAGAGGCGAUGAGGGGAAACCUGAAGGCAGCAGCCCGUUACUAAGCAACAACAACAGCAACACAGCGUGCGGAACCACACACAGCAUGGGCUACAAGAUCCCCGGGGCGGCGAUGGACCGAGUCAGUCUGCUGUGGCGUCUGAGGCGUCGGGCUCGCCGUGGAGCUCUCUGCAUGGCCUUCUUCUGCAUCUCCAUGGCUCUGCUCUACGCCAUCUGCGCUGAAAACAGCGUGCCCGUCACCGACGCCAUCUUCGGAGUCCGGGCUCGGACACGGGCUCAGCCUCGUGCACACUCUGUCAUUAAGGUGCUGCGAGGCGGAGCCAAGCCCAUGUACAUCGACCCUCAGAAGCUCCCAGGUGUCGUCCCAGGCGACCCUCACCGUCCAAUCCCCGUCCUCUCCUCCCCGAACCGCACCCACGAUGCUGAGGAAUCGUCGAAGCGGAAGCCGAGAGAGCGGGAGCCUUCUGGGUUUUUCACUCGGCUGCUGCCGCGCCCUUUCACGCGCGCCCUCGAGACCCUGUUUGGAGGCCGGCGGAGGGGGGAGCUGAGUGGCAGAGUGGGGGACGCGGAGUUCUUCGGACCUCACGGUCUCCUGGGAGAGGUGUGGGAUGACGAGAUGUCCAGUAGCAUGCUGGGAAGCAGGCUGAGGAAGGUGGUGCAGAAUUAUCAGGCGAUGAAUAAGUACGGAGUGCAGUUCUCCGGCCCCGGCGGUGUGUCCAGCAGGCCCAAGCUGAGCGGCCCUGAGCUUCUCUGCCAGAUGAAGGACAAGGUAGAGGUCACGACUUUGACCUCUGACCUCCAGCCCUUCUCGUCAGUGCCCUGGGCUGCACAGCUGCCACCGCAGCAGCUGACCUCUGACCUCGGGCCGUACAGGAGCUGUGCUGUGGUGUCGUCAGCAGGGUCGCUGCGCUACUCCGGACUUGGCAAAGAGAUAGAUUCUCAUGAUGCCGUGCUGCGCUUCAACGCCGCGCCGACCACCGGCUACGAGAAGGAUGUCGGUUCUAAAACUACAAUCCGCCUCAUCAACUCCCAGGUGAUGGCGUCUGAUGACCAUCGCUUCCUGUCCAGCUCUCUGUACAGCUCAGGUGCCCUGGUGGCCUGGGACCCCGCCCCCUUCUCUGCUGACCUCACUCAGUGGUACAACAGGACAGACUACCCCAUCUUCACCCAGUACCAGAGAUACAGGAGGCUUCAUCCUCUGCAGCCCUUCUACAUCCUGCAUCCUCGCUUUGAGUGGCAGGUCUGGCAACGAAUACAAGACAACAUGGCCGAGCCCAUCCAGAAGAACCCGCCCUCCUCUGGCCUGCUGGGCACCGUCCUGAUGAUGUCGCUGUGCGAGCUCGUGCACGUCUACGAGUUCCUGCCGUCACGAAGGAAGACGGAGCUCUGUCAUUACUACCAGCGCUUCUACGACGCCGCCUGCACACUUGGCGCCUACCACCCUCUGCUGUAUGAGAAGAACCUGGUCAAGAGGAUGAACCAGGGCUCCGACCGCGACAUCUACUCCCACGGGCGCGUCACGCUGCCGGGGUUCAGGAAGCUGAACUGCACCCAGGCUGCGGAGCAGUGAAGCACAUCCACACACACACACACACACACACACACACACACACACACGCACACACAUACACGACGAUGAGGAGCAGAAAGCUGCAUGAAGAGACGUGAACACGAGGACAGACGCAUGAACACCUUAUCCUCACUGCCGAAACUAAAGGAAAGCUGUGCCACUCACUAUAAAUAUGACAUGUUGUUACUGUAGGCUGUAAACACCUUACACACACACACACACACACACACUGGAGUCCAAUCAGCUGAUAGAUGUGCCUGUCAUUCACACAUACAGAUAUCCUUAAGAGGACGUUCCACUGAUAACGUUCGUCCCCCAUAACGACCCUUAAAGGACCAUGCUUAUCCAACUUAUCUCAACCUAUCUUAUAAAUCACGAGCACGUUUCAGACAAACGUCAGCCAAGUCUUUUUCCAAAGCGUUCUGCCGGCCUCAAACGUCUUUCAAACAAACAUCAGCUCUCACCCACUGUCGACACUGAAAGGGAAAUGUAUAUAACAGUUCAACAAACGAUAAGAAACUUGCAUACGAAGGCCCAGACACACCAAACACACCUCAGAGAACCAGAAGGCCUCCUGCUGCGUCACCUCACAUCACCUGCCAGCGUUGGGCAAUAACACCUUACAGUCAUAAUAUCACUUUUCCCAGUAAUGAGUAGUGUAACUAAUUACUGACAUUUCAGUCAGGAACACACAUCGUAAUUUGAACCAUUUAUUGCGACAAAUUUAAAAACAGUUCUGUUUGGCGCCGAGGGGUCCGCUCUGGAGGUGCUCCCUGGAUCAGACAAGCAGCAUGCUGAGCCAAAACAGGAAGUGCAAUGCAGAGGGAAGGAUGGCGAGGCGUUCAGGUGCCGCUCUCUAACAAUGGCUUUAUUGCAGUCGUCACCACUGAACAAUAAACAUGGCCGUCUCAUGAGGUCAAACAGCAGCCCUGAGCUAAACUCUGCUGCACAGAGAAUUGUUGACUAGAGAUGAUACGCCGUCUCAUGGCGGUCACUUCUGUGCAAGCCGGCAGCUUUUUACAGCGUUACAGAACGGAGUGUCAACAGUAGUUGUUUGUUUCAACUCGUCUUGUCGUGAAUUUUUGGUCUGAACUGGACUUUAGUGUCUUGUUGUGAUAAAAUAAACCAAACUUUCUCUGUGGUGCGUCUCAGUCUAGUUUCAAGUCUAAAACAUGCAGCAUGCUUUGGAUCCUGAACAUCAGAAAUAUGACGUAGACACUUUGUGGUUUGUUGGACUGAAACAUGUAAAAACAGCGGUAUGGUCCUUUAAUCUUUAAAUAAAGUUGUCAAACUGACCCACUGAAGACGUGAGAACUGGCCAAAUACACAUCAUUAACUAACAAAACCAACCACACAGACGUGUUCAGUCAGAGAGGGCGUCACCUUCUGUGUCAAUACUGUCACGUACUCUGCUGUGAGGCGCUGCGCUCACUCCGUCACUUCCCUCUUUGAAACCAAAUCACACACGAUACUUUCCUUUUGACUGUUUCACAUUGAGCUUGACGGUCCUGAGAGGAGCUGUGGGCAAGUUUUAUUUCUGUUUGGUGUUAGAGUCUAGAUCCAUUUUUGCAGUGCCAAUAACUGCUCCGCUGACAUCCCAUAAUACUGAGGACCAGUCUGAUUCAGUGCUGUUAUUCAGCUCACUUACAGAGGUACAAAUCUACGGCACGUAUGAGUGUGAAUAAGACAUUCUGGCUUGGGUUUUAGUUUGGAGAUUUCUUUUUACAGCUCUAUUUUCAGAGCUUGAUACAGACUUGUUGGAGCAGCGGGAUGUUUUGGCUCACAGUCAGCAGUUUCCUCAAAUGUGAUUGUAUUUGUUCUCAGACUUUACUUUCUGUGGUAAAGUAGUGCCCGCGCUCCACGCCACACAAAGGAGCCGUGAGUCACAGUGAGAGUACGCCCACAUUAAGCUGGUGCAAUUUAAAAUGCAUCUUCUCCUCUCUUCUCUCACAAAAUGUUUUCCAGAGUGGAUCAGUCUUAAAACUCCAGCUUGCUGUUUGUACCUGAACGACCCCUCUGAGGGGCUGUGUCCACCAAAGCCUUUUUCCUGGGGUCAGUGUAUUUCAGCUUGAUAAGGCGCUGGGCGCAGGGUUUACGCUAGACCUUUACUUAAUGGCCAAUAUGGCCGUCAGUGUUCCAGAAUUCUGGCCACAUACUCUUUGUUUGAAAUAUCUGUUUAACAGCCUUGAUUUAAAUGGCAAUCAAACACUGUCAAUUAAAUAACUUGAAAAUAUUCUAAAUGAAGAGGCGGCCUGUUGAACACAGACUGAUCACAGUCACAGAGGUAAAGAAGGGAAAGGACUCAGUGCACCAAGCGUCACCGUAAAUCACCAAGUCUGCUAAGCACCGUCUGACUCGCCGUGGUGGAGCAAACACAACAUAACUUUUGUGUUUCCACAAUUAAAAGCUGAUACUGGGCUCAUUUAUGGAGCCGCUGCAUCGUCUACAACACGGCUCUGCAAAUGUUUCUCAAUAAAAAGCCUCGGGUGAAUAGAUGAAGGGAUUCUGCCCACAGAAACGUCAGAGGAUUUUAUUUUGUAAACAGGAAGUGAUGAGUUAAAAAGAAAUAUUUGUUUUUCAUGUCUGUGACAGAUAAAGACUCGAAACUGUAGUGACAGGUGGAAUCGUGUCAUUAUGAAAAAAACAUUUUCAAAAUCUGUUUUUGCUGAAAACUGCAUCAUAAAGAGAAAAAUAUGCGAGAUGUUCUGCGCCUGAGCGGUGCUGCUCACGUGGGCAGUGUGGAAAACUGGUUGCUAAAAACCACACGUCAGGUCAGGACAUCAGGACUGAAUCUCCUCUCAUGAUCUCACACAGACGGGCCGGUCCGUCCUCUCGGCCUGCAUGAUUCAGCCUCCGCUCAUCCAGAGCGAGUGCUCUACAUCUUGCCAACGUGUUUCCUUUGGCGGAUAUACUGUAGCAUCGCAGCUAGAUGCAACCAAAGCGCCUCAGCUGACAAAAACGCUGCGCCUCCAAAGCGCUCUCAAACUCUCCCAGCUGCACGUUUCCUGAGGAGCGCCUGGUGUUUACAGCAGGAAAAAACUCUUUGGUGGAGACGAGGUCUCAGAAAGUGAAAAAAAAAAAAUUAAGAAAAUUAAUUUGCCGGUAUGUUUAAGCACAGAUUAUUCUAACAAUUUCAUUUCACGAAAGAAAGACGGACUGCACCUUUAGAAACCUGUGGAGUCAGUCGAGUGGUCAGAGAGCUGAUGAAUGUCUCACACACACACACACACACACACACACACACACACACACACACACCUCACUGAAUCUAUUUAUCUAACAACAUACUGCCUGCAGACUUCUCCUCUUAUCGUAACCGUAAUCAACAGUCCAGUAAAGUUAAACUAACAGAUGUUUUGUACCCACACAGUCGACCCUGUAACAAUCUGUCCCCAGCUGUCUUUUUAUAAUUCUUAUAAAGUGUAAAUAUUAAAAUAAUAAAAACAAACACCUGGAGGACGGUCUUUAAUGUUCUUCUGUGACGCAGCCGUGUGAAGCAGAGCUGAGUUUUAUUUCUACAAAUAUUCAACUUCAAGAACUGGAGAAGAUCAGAGUCACAGAUUGAGUGUCUGACCAAAUGGCUCACAUGAUGAUGUCACAGUCAAGCUGACCUUUGACCUUUUGACCUUCAUCAUUUUAUCCUGUCAGACAUUUGUGUGAAGAUUGGUCAUGAUUAGUUCAUGAAUUCAUCAGUUCUGGACAGAAACAUAUUUUGUGAGGUCACACUGACCUUUGACCUCUGACCACCUGAUUCUAAUCAGUUCAUUGUUCAGUCCAAGUGAACGUCCACGUGUUGCAGUGUAUUUAAUGGCUGCACAGAGCGCCGCUGUCUACAACUCUGCCUCCGUUAAAAGGUACAAUAUUCCAACCUCCUCCACCGUCACCUUGACUCCGCCCUCUAGUGCCACCUACAGGCUGUAUGUGCGUCAGCAUGAUUGAUGUGUGGCGGUAUGAAGGCGGACAGACAAAUCUAUUUCCAUGCGUACAGGGAGCAUUAAUCAGCCUGUAGCGUCUGAAAAACUGUUCCAGGAAGUAAAACUCCAGUCUGCCGACACGUCUGCGUCACUGCUGUAUUUUUAGUAUCGUCACAGAGAGAACGGCCUCCAGAGUAUUAUGACUUUAUUCUAUUAUUACAGACGCAUGAUUAUCACCUGUUAGAGUUUCUCCAGAGUAGCAACAGGAGAAACACUUUACGUCUCUGAUGAACAGAGAAACGAUCCGCAUGGCACGAAUCCUGCUUUUAUCCCAUGAGAUGGUUCUUCACUGAGCGUGAAGCCAAACAUGCAUUUUGUUAUUAGCAUCAUCACAUGUGAGCUAGCUCAUUAGCAUGCUAACAAAUACAAUGAGCCUGGACGACACAGUGGAGGGCAGAUGUUAAUAUUAGACCCCCCCCCCCCCACACACACACACACCAGCUGGUUUUGCCUUACAGAGCCACGAGCUCAGAGCUCGGCCGUAGACUCAGUGAUUUUUAGAGAUAAUUCCCAGAAAAGUUUCUCGCAUCGACGGGGCCGACGUUUUAGGGUUCACCUCAGACUGAAGCAAGAGUGUGAGCAAGAAACAAAAUGGCUCCUCUAUUGUUUCUGUAAUGACUUCACUUUCAUGUUUUUAGCAGGAUUUAUUGUUUAUUCAGGAGGCAAACACUUGAAUUAUUGAUGUCAUUGCAUUUCAGACAGAAACCAGGAGAACAUUUUCUCCCUAUGCAGCUGCGCUCUCGUCCCGACUCAUUUCAUCUGUAAAACCUUCUGACGUAUUUAUUUAAGCUUUCAGAUUUUCUCCUGCUUCACCUCCCUCCUCCUGCUCUCUGGGAGAACUUUGGUUGUUUAGCUGUUAACUGUGGUUUCAUGUGGUUGAUUGUAUUUAUUAUUUACUUACUCUUUCUCCUUUGUUACUGGGCUCAGUCUGUGUAAUGUUUUCAUCUGCCAGAGAAACACAACUGACUUUUACAAGCAUGUCAUAUUCAUGAGAUUCUUGUCCUUUAUUUUAUGUUUUUUUUUUUCAGGUGUAAAUUCCCACAAUUAUCAACAUUUCCUGUUUAAGUUCAGUUUUUAAUUCAAUAAAACAUCAUGAUCUAAAGUGUGAAUGCCAGAUGAACAGUUUGCUUGUUCCAACUGAAAAAAUGGUCCAAAUGAUUACGACCCUGAUUCCAACAGGAGGGACGUUGUGGAAAAAUAAAUAAAAACAGAAUGCAAUAAGCUGCAAAUCAGUUUUGACCUACAGACCCUUUACUGUUAGUAAUCAGUGUGAUGGUUUUUGGUGGGCGGGGCUUAGCUGGAGGCAAAACAGUUCUCCACAGACGUUAGCUAGCGCUAGCUAACAAGUUGUGUUGUCUUGUUUUAGAUGAUGGAGGAAGAUGAUGUGAGUGGUGCGUUCAGAAACACUCAUUGUGAGUGUGGGAGCGCACUCUGACACAAACUGGAGCGUUGAUAAAUUGGGAGCGCUGUCUGAAUGUAGCGUUGGGUUAUCCAGAGCAGCGCACUCUCAGAGUGGCAGAGCGCACUCUGGACACUCUGUCUGUGGAGACGGAGCAGCAGAGCGCCGAGCGGAGUGAAUGUGUGAUUAACUUAACCGUUGGUUCAUUCAUGUAGAAAUAUAACGCUGCGUUUCUUCCACCAACAGGGCUCUCAUUUUAGUGUAGAGCGUCAGACUGAAUUUACCAACGCACCAUGUCAGGUCACUCACUCUCCGGGACCGCCAGUGUUACUUGAAUAAGUAAACACUGACCAACGGGACCAGACUGGCCGACCCGUAUGCUCUCACUCAGUGGAUGGACGAUGUCACAGGAAGCCAAUCUUACAAAGGAGGACCACACUUGUUUGUUUUGCUAUGGAAGCUAACGUUAGCUAAAGUGCUAAAAAGUUAGCCUCUGUCUUAUUUUUGUCCUUGUUUCCGUUCUUCAGCACGUUCACCUGCAGCACGUCGACACACGAUUCGUGA
Epinephelus fuscoguttatus (brown-marbled grouper) is the source of this 7760-nucleotide messenger RNA. RefSeq names its product ST6 beta-galactosamide alpha-2,6-sialyltranferase 1 (gene st6gal1). Gene Ontology annotation, molecular function: sialyltransferase activity. The record is from RefSeq and is a predicted model, not a curated record. Bases 339 to 1823 code for a protein of 494 amino acids. NCBI's taxonomy places the organism in Eukaryota, Metazoa, Chordata, Actinopteri, Perciformes, Serranidae. The transcript is spliced from 9 exons.